AAAAAGAAAGAAGAGUCUGAAUAAAGAUGAUUAUUAGCACACAUAAUCAACGUGCUCCUACAUUGGUGACCCUGUGAUAUUUUUUAUAUUUUUUUCCUUUUCCUUUCAUUUUUAUUUAAUACAUGCUCCUACAAUAAUAAUAAUUUUAUUAUGGCGUUAUUCCAAUCGGAAUAAUUCGCCAAGAAUAUUGAUAUUAAAAAAAUUAAAAAUUAAAAAUUAUAAUUAAAGAAUAAUAGAAAAUUGCCUAAAAAUAAAAGAAAAUAAAGUCUGGAGUGUUAUGUGUGUUGUUGUUUGAGUGAAUUGUAAAUGUACAGGCAUAGUUUUGUGAAGUUUAUGUGUUUUUUGUUUUGGAUAAAGUCGUGUAAUGUGUGGACAUCUUGUAAAUUUAAUUCAAUUUUUACGUCGGUGUAAAGUGGGCAUUGGAUGAGUAUGUAACUUGUAUCUUGUAAAAUGGUUAGCACUAACCUUUGUGGGUGAGCAUUGCAGGUUAGCACUAACCAAUUUGGGUUAUAAUCCUAACCUUUUUUGGUUAGUAUACUAACCCUACUUUCUUUUCUGUGUCGAAUCAUGUGACUGCCGAAUUCUACCAAUAAGAACUUUUAAUGUAAAAAUAGGAGAAAUUUAAGAAUGUCCAGUUUUUAUGUAUCGUUCAGACACCACAGUGGUGGUCAAGGUAAUGUUGCCACCUUUGUUUAGUUGGGAAUGUCAGGCUAUAACCUGAAAGAAUGUGAGCAAAAACAACAAACGAUGAGACGGAAAAAAUGGGUGCCAAUACUUCAAGUCAAUAUUUUGGUUCAUAUCAAAGUUCCGAUUCAAAAAGUUCCAUUUCAACAUUCGACACAAUCACCGAUGUCACCUGUUCAUCAAUAAGUGCCAAUAAUACCAAUAAUAAUCAACAUCAUGGAUUAUUUCUUAAUACCAGUGAAUCAACAGUUAAUUCACUAGGCUUAAUAUUCAGCAGUAAAGAUAAAAAAUUAAAAAAAUUGAAACAAAAAAUUAAAACUAAAUUGAAAAAAUGUUCUCAUCAUUCUCAAGUGUUUAUCGAGUUUGCACAAUCAUUAUCCACACAAGAAUUAGCACAGAUUUAUAAUGAAUAUCGUGCAGCAUUUUUUAUGAAAGAAUUAUCUUUACAUGCAGAAAGUGCACGACCCAUUGCCUCAAGCAUUCGUAAUGAUCUCAGUGAAUUAUAUGAUUUGAAGCACAACAGUGAUAUAACAUUAGUUUAUAAAGGUGUUGAUUUCCCUGUACACAAAGCCAUCGUUUGCGUUCGUUGUCCAUAUUUCCGUGAAUUAUUAGGUAAACUACCUCAAGGAAGUACUGUAUCGGUUAAUCUUGACAUCAAAGGUCUUCGUGUUGAACUUUUCAAUGAUUUACUCAAAUAUCUUUAUUCCGGUGAAUUGGCCGGUUCAUAUGAUCCACGUAGUAAUUCAGCCUCAUAUGAAGCAUUGAUUCGAAUAAGCCAGCAAUGUGGUGUACCAAAUCCAUUAUCACACGAUCUUAAACAUUUACUUGAAACCGGAAUAUAUAGCGAUGCAUCGCUUUGCUUUCAAUGCAGCAAUGAUAAUGAUUCGAAAUCACAAUCAAAUUGUUGUUGCUGUGAGCAAACAGAAUUUUCGUGUCAUCAGGCCAUUUUGAGUGCACGUUCCCCAUUCUUUCGAAACGUUAUUAUUCGACAACAGAAACGAAAUUCUCUAAACAAAAAUGCUUGUCCGCAACGGAUGAAAAUCAUUUUGGAUGAAUCAAUCAUUCCAAGACGUUUGGGUAGAAUCUUGUUGCAUGUCAUGUAUCGAGAUUCGGAAAAUUUAUUGAAUUUAAUACAGUCUUCCAUAUGUAAAUGUCGUCAUCGAUUGUCCAGCCAAUCAUCAUCAUCAUCAUCAUCAUCAAAUUCGAAAGAAUCACAAUCAAUGAUAUUGGUAAAAGAAGUAAUGAAUUUGUAUGAAAUUGCCCGAUUUUUAGAAAUCGAUUUUCUUGUUCAAAGCUGUGAAGAUAUGAUAAUAAACUUUUUGAAUCUUGAGACUUUAUUAUUGAUAUUGAAAUGGAGUGAACAAUCACAUGGAUCGCCAUGGGUCAAACGUCAAGCGUUGACUUUUUUGAAAGAAGAAUUCUCUUCCAUUAUUUCUCAGCAUUCAUUGUUAUAUCAGUUAGAUUAUACUCAUCUACGUGAUGUAUUGAAAUCUGAUUUUCUUGAAGCCAGCGAAUUGGAAAUUUUAAAAUCUAUAAUUAAAUGGGGUGAACAUCAUGUCAUAAAACAACAAGAAGACCGUGAACCAAAUCUAUUACUUUCACAUAGUUUAACUAGAAAGAGUAUCAAGAAAAAGGAGAUUAAUGAUUCCAAACUUCACGAUUUAAUAUCCGAAUUAAUAGAUUUAGUUCGAAUCGGACAUUGUUUGCCUAUCGAUUCCGAUUUUUUAAUGUCAACAAUAAAAAGAGGUCUUAUACAACUACCAUUCUAUAUGGUGAAAAUUUCAGAUGAACAAGUGCCUUCAAAUAGAUAUGCAGCAUGGUUUCGAAACAAUAGUCAUUUUAUGAAACUUCGUUUUUUCACACAUUAUUUUGAUGAAUGUAAAUCACAACUUGAAGAAAAACUUGAACGUUCCAUUUCGUUGGAUGAAAAUAUUGAUAGUUUAUUCAUGAAGAUAAAACCAAAAUCAAAUACAUUUGUCGAUGCAAUGCCAGAUAAUCUAUACAUGUUGGAAAAGUUGAAUCUCGGAAACGAAAGUUUAAUAUCCGAUAGCGAUCUUACUCUGCCUAAUCCACAAUCAUUUCCUAAUUUUCAUUUUUGUCUCACAUCUACAUCAGAUUCAUCAUCAGCUAUUUGUUAUGAAGAUAUCGAUAAAGUACGGCCUAGUUUACCAAUUUUGGAGGAACGAAUCAUGUACAUGAUGCAUCAACGUGAACAAGAACUUCGAACAUCACCUUUCUGCAUUAGAGCGUUGCAAAUAUCACAUACAAGAUGUGAAGCGUUGCGAUUGAUUCAAUUACGUGUGGUCAGGGAAUUCGGAUUACCCGAUAUUGCCUGUGAAGUUUUACAUCUGAAAAAUUCACUAACGCCCAAGCAACGUAAUCUUCGACUUGAUUCGAAAGAUGAUGAUGAUGAUGACGACGAUGAAAGCAAUUCUAUGAUGAAGAUAAGUUCAUCAUUGAGAUUUUCAAAAAAUAAUAAUAGAACUGACAAUGAUAUAGAUAUUUUUGAUAGAAACGCAAUGCCGCCACCACCACUAAGACCAAUUACGACAAUGUUUGACAAUUCGUCUUCAAACAUUACAUCUGUUAGUCAAUGUGAUCCAUUCAGUUAUCAAAGUGAACUACGACUGGAAGAACUCACUUCGCAAUAUGAACUAGAAACACAGUUUUCGAGUACAGAGUCUCAUCGAACACUUAGCGAUUAUAUUCCUGAUAUUGCUUUUGUUGGUAAAGAGAUUUGAAGAAAUAUAUGUCAAAA
Messenger RNA from Dermatophagoides farinae (American house dust mite), 3442 nucleotides. The record is from RefSeq and is a predicted model, not a curated record. NCBI's taxonomy places the organism in Eukaryota, Metazoa, Arthropoda, Arachnida, Sarcoptiformes, Pyroglyphidae.